AUGGCGAACAACGGGUUCAUCGCUGAGAAGGACCCGCUGCAUUGGGGCGCUGCCGCGGCCGAGCUCACCGGCAGCCACCUCGACGAGGUCAAGCGCAUGGUGGCACACUUCCGCGAGCCUGUCGUCAGGAUCGUGGGCGCCGGCCUUAGCGUCGGCCAGGUGGCUGCCGUCGCCCUGGCCAAGGAUGGUUCGAAGGUCACCGUGCAGCUCGCCGACGAGGCGCGCCCCCGCGUCAAGGCCUGCAGCGAGUGGAUCCUGGACUCCGUGGCCAACGGCGGCGACAUCUACGGCGUCACCACAGGCUUCGGCGGCACCUCCCACCGUCGCACCAAGGAUGGGCAAGGCCUCCAAGUUGAGCUCGUCAGGCAUCUCAUUGCUGGUAUAUUUGGCAUUGGAAGCAACCACGAGCUGCCAUCAGAGGUUACACGCGCGUCCAUGCUCGUUCGCAUCAACACCCUCCUGCAAGGCUAUUCUGGCAUACGUUUUGAGAUUCUCGAGGCCAUCACAAAGCUCAUCAACAAAGGUGUACACCCGAGGAUUCCCCUCCGGGGCAGCAUCACCGCGAGCGGCGACGUUGUCCCACUUGCUUACAUCGCCGGUGUCCUUACCGGACGCCCCAACGCGCAGGCAGUUACCAAUGAUGGUAGGAUGGUGGAUGCCGCCGAGGCAUUGAAGAUCGCCGGGAUAGAUGGUGGGUUCUUCAAGCUGAACCCCAAGGAGGGGCUUGCAAUUGUAAAUGGCACGGCGGUGGGUUCUGCCCUCGCAGCCAUGGUGUUGUUUGACUGCAACGUCCUGGCUGUCCUAUCUGAAAUUUUGGCCGCAAUGUUUUGUGAGGUAAUGUACGGCAAACUAGAGUACACCGACCACCUGAUCCACAAGCUGAAACAUCACCCUGGCUCAAUCGAGGCUGCGGCUAUCAUGGAGCACAUUCUGGCUGGUAGCUCAUUCAUGGUCCAUGCCAAGAUGGUGAAUGCUAUGGACCCACUCCUCAAGCCAAAGCAGGACAGGUAUGCACUCCGUACCGCGCCUCAGUGGCUUGGCCCGCAGAUUGAGGUCAUUCGGGCAGCUACCAAGUCUAUCGAGCGUGAGGUGAACUCUGUCAAUGACAACCCGGUCAUCGACGUCAAACGUGGCAAAGCACUCCAUUGUGGUAAUUUCCAGGGGACACCCAUCGGUGUGUCCAUGGACAAUACUCGUCUUGCCAUUGCUAACAUUGGUAAACUCAUGUUCGCGCAGUUCUCAGAACUUGUGAAUGAGUUCUACAACAAUGGGCUAACGUCGAACCUAGCUGGUAGUCGCAACCCAAGCUUGGACUAUGGUCUCAAAGGCAUCGAGAUUGCCAUGGCCUCCUACUGCUCUGAGCUUCAAUACCUUGCCAACCCAGUGACCACCCAUGUCCAGAGCGCGGAGCAACACAACCAGGGGGUGAACUCGCUCGGCCUUAUCUCGGCCAGGAAGACUGCAGAAGCGGUGGACAUGCUGAAACUCAUGUCCUCCACGUACAUAGUGGCGCUUUGUCAGGCCGUCGACCUCCGCCACCUCGAGAGGAACAUCAAGAUCUCCGUCAACAGAUGUGUGGCAGAGGUUGCCAAGAAGGUUCUCAACGCCCCCAGCGUCGAGGAGAUUCUGAUGGCCGCCACCGAUCGCGUGGACGUGUUCAGCUACGCCGACGACCCCUGCAGCACCAACUACCCCCUAAUGCACAAGCUACGCAGCGUGCUCCUCGAGCAUGCUCUGUCUAGUAGGGGUAACGAUGAGGAGGUGUUGUCCAAGAUCAGUAAGUUGGAGGAGGAGCUGGGAUCGACACUGCCACGGGAGAUCGAGGCCGCACGCAUCGCCGUGGAGAAGGGCACCGCACCCAUCCCCAACAUGAUCAAGGGGAGCAGGUCAUUCCCACUCUACCAGUUUGUUCGUGAGGAACUCGGUUGUGUGUUUCUGACUGGGGAGAAGCUUCUCGCGCCCGGCGAAGAGUGUGACAAGGUGUUCGUGGGGAUCAGCCAGGGCAAGCUCAUCGACCCCAUGCUGGAGUGCCUCAAGGAGUGGAACGGUGAGCCUCUGCCCAUCGACUAA
Triticum aestivum (bread wheat) is the source of this 2070-nucleotide messenger RNA. Its product is annotated as phenylalanine ammonia-lyase-like. The record is from RefSeq and is a predicted model, not a curated record. The transcript is spliced from 3 exons. Gene Ontology annotation, molecular function: ammonia-lyase activity. NCBI's taxonomy places the organism in Eukaryota, Viridiplantae, Streptophyta, Magnoliopsida, Poales, Poaceae. Gene Ontology annotation, cellular component: cytoplasm. Gene Ontology annotation, biological process: L-phenylalanine catabolic process. The coding region runs from base 1 to 2070 and encodes 689 amino acids.